AUGCAAGUGAAAUUCGCUGGUAUUGGUGCGAUAAACAUUGCGACAACCGUUUGUCAGUCGCGUCCGAUUCCCUUUUUGUGUCGCACGUCGAGCUCCUUCAUCCACGCAAGAAGAAUGGCAUCUGCUUCAGGAUUCGGCUUUCAACGCUCGUUAUUCCACAGAUUGGGGGCUGAUGGAACGAUGCUACGACCGACGAUUGAGUCCACACCAGGUUUUUCAGCGUCUGCUGAUGCAGAGCGCCUCCAUCGAGCAAUGAAGGGUGCAGGUACUGAUGAAGACACACUUAUCAAUAUUUUGGCAAGAAGAACAAACCAUGAAAGGCAACAAAUAUGUGCCACUUACGAAAGCCUCUAUCAUAAGCCACUAAGAAAGGCCAUAAAGGAUGACACGAGUGGACAAUUUCGAACGGUCCUGUGUGAGCUUUGCCAUGACCUGCCCUACAUUCUAGCUAAGGGGCUGUAUUAUGCCAUGAAAGGUCUAGGAACAAAUGAUCGAGUGCUGAUCGAAGUACUGGCCACUCUAUGGAAUGAUGAAGUAAAGGCUGUCUCUGAGGCGUAUAAGCAAGGACCGGAUCGCACGCUACUGUCUGAUUUGACGAGUGACACAAGCAAUCAUUUCCAGUAUGCUCUAAGUAUCCUAGCACAAGGUCAACGGGAUGACUUGCCGGUGCUGCAACUCAAAGCAGUUCCAGAAAAGGGUGUCGCAACAGUCGUGAAUAAAGAACUCGCUGAAGUGGAUGCUAAAGAGCUUUUGGCUGCCGGCGCAUCACGAGUGGGGACCAGCGAAAAACGAAUUACAAGGAUAAUCACUGGACGCACGACAUUCCAACUUGCAGCGGAUGCAGAAGCCUACCAGAGGAUGUUCGGAAAGCCAUUACUGGAUGAUAUGAACUCUGAGCUAAGCGGGGACUACCGUGCUCUCAUUAUUGCACUCAUUCGGUAUGCAACGGAUCGGGCAAACCUAUUAGCGGAGUGGCUCCACGACGCCAUGGCAGGGCUGGGUACCAAAGACUAUGCUUUGAUGAGACUUCUCAUCACGCGUUCAGAAAUUGACCUUCAGGAGGUAAAAGAAGCGUACGAGAAAAAAUAUAACAAGUCACUGGCAAAUGCGAUCAGAGGUGAUGCGUCAGGAGACUACCUGAAAACUCUGCUAGCACUGCUAGGAGAGCAAUAACCAUACACCAGCAACCUGCGGGAAUGAUGGAUACCUGCUGAACAGGCUCAUGCUCGAUUGUUGAAUAAUAGUCUUCAUUUUUUAACUGUUUCAUUUCCAUCUGCUUUCGUUUUUCUUUCGGUUGUGUCAUUGCUUUUCCGGAAUCUCAUUGUGGCAAUAAAACGCGUUUACAGGUGCGGUAAAGUGCCAAGCAAUCUUUCCCUAUCUUGAAGUGGCGGAACUUUUCACCUACUGCAUAGUAAACAAGUAGUUCCAGUUUAUGUCGUAUACUUCGUGAUUCCCCUACUCCCCGGUGUAUCGGAGCUGAUGAAGGAAGAGGCGACUAUUUUGAAACCACACAUCAUGAGAAUAGAAAAUGAAUUCCCUGCCUUUCUACUGUUGGAAAUUCAAGACCUGAAGACACCAGCUCUCAAAUCCCACAUUAUCUUCUUCUUAUCAUCGAAGUUUGGAUACAUGGUACCCAUCAGUUGCACCAGAUGGAAUAACAUCAUUCGUAAACCAAAAACCGUAUGUCAAAUAUGUCCAGUUGAAUGGCAAAUGUGUAUCUGCUACUGUGUGCCAAGCUGGUGCAUACGAUCGCACGUUCCUCACAUCCAAACGGUACACUCGGACGUCUGCAAGUUGGAGUGCAUUUUAGCAAGUCUGCUUUCCCAAGCCAUUAAAACAGUCACUGGACAUAACGGCUAACGCAUCUAGUGGGGUGAAAUUAUUCUUAAUGUCACUGCAUUUGUUUUAUUCACAAACC
Opisthorchis viverrini is the source of this 1918-nucleotide messenger RNA. RefSeq lists its product as hypothetical. Bases 1 to 1173 code for a protein of 390 amino acids. Gene Ontology annotation, molecular function: calcium ion binding; calcium-dependent phospholipid binding. The transcript has 10 exons. The record is from RefSeq and is a predicted model, not a curated record. Lineage: Eukaryota; Metazoa; Platyhelminthes; Trematoda; Opisthorchiida; Opisthorchiidae. Gene Ontology annotation, cellular component: cytoplasm.